Messenger RNA from Coniophora puteana RWD-64-598 SS2, 1278 nucleotides. Its product is annotated as Pex19 protein. Gene Ontology annotation, biological process: protein import into peroxisome membrane. Bases 139 to 951 code for a protein of 270 amino acids. Gene Ontology annotation, cellular component: peroxisomal membrane; peroxisome. NCBI's taxonomy places the organism in Eukaryota, Fungi, Basidiomycota, Agaricomycetes, Boletales, Coniophoraceae. The record is from RefSeq and is a predicted model, not a curated record. The transcript is spliced from 3 exons.
GCAGCUUCUGCCAUCUCCCCUCCCUUCUCCCCUUCCUCAAUUGCCCCUGAACCAUCCCGCUCUCCCGCUCCCCCUGAUCCCUCAUCUUCACUGACCGACUUCGCCUCUGAUGACUUCACAGCAGAACUUGCAAAAGGCAUGGAAUCCCUCAUGUCCGAACUCGGGUUCGACCCUAAAACCGGCGGCCUCGGCGGCGCCCCUCCGGGCCCGGGCGCGGUCGACAAAGACGACAAGGACCUAACGGAAGCGGAGAAGAAGGAGCGCGACGAGCAGCAGAAGGCGUUUGCAGCCGCAUGGGAGGCGAUGCUCCUCGAGGAGAUGAACGCCCCGCAGAAACAGCCGUCCACCACCCCCGGUGCAUCAACAUCCUCGUCGACAUCCAAAGGUCCUGUAGGCGCAGCGGGGCCUGAGCGCCCGCCGACGGGCCCGCAGGACUACCAAACGCGCCUGCGAGAUGCGAUGAACAAGAUGAACGCGUCCGAGUCGACACUUAAGGAUGGUCAGGCUGCGUUCGACCCGUCGAAUCCGAUGGAAGCGCUCCUCGCGCAGCUUGCAGGCGGGGCGGAGGGGGCGGAGAGCGAGGACGAGAUGAAGGGAAUGCUGGAGAUGAUUAUGGGUCAGCUGAUGAGCAAGGAUGUGCUGUAUGAGCCACUGAAGGAGCUCUCGGAUAAGUUCCCCGACUAUCUCGCAAAGAACGCGUCCGCUCUCUCCGAGGCGGAUAAGACUCGGUACGAUGCACAGGUGAUCAACAUCAAGUCACUGCUCGACGUGUUCAACGAGCCGGGGUUCAGCGAUACGGAUUCCAAGUACCAGGACCGCGUUAUGAAGCUCAUGGAAGAGCUUCAGAAGCACGGUUCUCCGCCGGAAGAGAUCAUGGGACCCCUACCAGAGGGCUUCAGCAUGGGCGCGGACGGCAUGCCAAACAUGCCUGAGGGCUGCAUCGUUUGUUGAUUGGAUGCUAGCCAUGGCUAUCUCGGUGUCAGGCGGUUGCGUGCUGGCUUGGGAGUAUGAUCUCCGUAGAGGAUGCGACCAUUCGUUACCCUGGCUUAUCCGGGUCAACGACCCGGAAUGUGGACUUUGUUUCUUGGAGACCGGCUUGCGCUCUUGGAAAGAACGUCCGUUCUGAUCGAAUUUGGUGCCCAAGAGUUCAACGUCCAACUCUAGUCUGUCUUCGACAAGGCACGAUGUGUAUGUUACUACAUUUUUGUUCUUGUUUUCUACCCUGUUCUUCCCCAUUGCUGUUUCCUAUGUCAUAGCGUACCAAAUACAAGGAUAUCA